Messenger RNA from Limanda limanda (common dab), 996 nucleotides. It is a transcript of the gene mnx2b, whose product is annotated as motor neuron and pancreas homeobox 2b. NCBI's taxonomy places the organism in Eukaryota, Metazoa, Chordata, Actinopteri, Pleuronectiformes, Pleuronectidae. Gene Ontology annotation, biological process: regulation of DNA-templated transcription. The record is from RefSeq and is a predicted model, not a curated record. The coding region runs from base 1 to 996 and encodes 331 amino acids. The transcript has 3 exons. Gene Ontology annotation, molecular function: DNA binding; DNA-binding transcription factor activity, RNA polymerase II-specific.
AUGGAGAAAUCUAAAAACUUCCGGAUCGACGCCCUGUUGGCCGAUGAGACCACCCGGGGGACCAGCUCCCUGUCCCCGGGUCUGAGCAGCGACAGCCCCGGGGACAGCCCGCUGUCCUGCCGCCGCGGAGACACCCCGUCCCCGCGGGCAUCGAACCUGCACACCGGAAUAAUCCCCAAACCGGGAAUCCUCAACCUCCCGCACCCGGGGCUCUCCUCCCUGCCCCACGGGGGGAUUCCCGGCAUGUACCCGGCUCCCAUGUACCCGCACCCCGCGUUCGCUUACACCGGCUUCACCCACCUGACCCACAGCUACCCGGAGCACCUGAAGGCGGCUGCCAUGGCGGGGUCUCUGCCCCUGGAGCACUGGAUCCGAGCCGGCAUCAUGAUGCCACGACUCCCAGACUACAGCAGUGAGUAUAAUAUCAGAGCGGAUUAUUCUUCCGGUCUGCUCGGGAAGUGCCGGAGGCCUCGCACCGCCUUCACCAGUCAGCAGCUCCUGGAGCUGGAGAACCAGUUCAAACUCAACAAGUACCUGUCCAGACCCAAACGCUUUGAAGUGGCCACCUCCCUCAUGCUGACCGAGACACAGGUCAAGAUCUGGUUCCAGAAUCGCAGGAUGAAGUGGAAGCGCAGCAGGAAGGCGAAGGAGCAGGCCAGCGCCUCGGCUCAGUCUGAGACCGAGCGACUACGCAGCGGAGGAAAAACAGCCAAAGACAAAACCGACGAGAACAGGCGAGCUGUGACUCCUGAUGACGGGGGGAUAGAUCUUGACAUGGAGGAUGGAGAGGAGGAGGAAGAGGAGGAGGACGAGGAGGAGGAGGAGGAAGAGGAGGUGGAAGGCAAGCACGCUUUUCCUGUUGCUAUGGGCAACGGCAUUGGGAUGCCAAGAUCCACAGACUUCGGCUACAAUCCCCACAGCCCUUUCUCUGAUGAGGAGCUGGAGGGGGUGCAGGGAGGAGGAGGAGGUGACAGAAAGAUUGGAGCAGGACUGUGA